Molecule: messenger RNA, 1704 nt
Organism: Pyrus x bretschneideri (Chinese white pear)
Lineage: Eukaryota; Viridiplantae; Streptophyta; Magnoliopsida; Rosales; Rosaceae
Exons: 7
Coding region: 1-1704 (567 amino acids)
Molecular function (GO): zinc ion binding; nucleic acid binding
Source: RefSeq, a predicted model, not a curated record
AUGUCAGCUAUUGAGUAUCAUUGGAAGUUUACUGAUUUGUCCCAAUAUUUUCUGGAGAUUGUUGCAAAUCCUACUGAAAUGCUUCAACGUUUUAAGUGGGGUACUCGAAAGAAGUGGCGUUCUAUGGCGACUACGACUCUCUGUUCUACAUAUCAGGAGUUCGCCGAGGUUCUACUUUGGGUUGAGGGCUUCGAGAAAGCUCCAGAUGAUAGUGAUGAGGAGGAAGAAAAAGGUGGUGCUAGUUCUGGUUCAUCCAGUGGUGGUUUGAAUUUUGCUACACCGCGGAGGGGCGGCAAGUUCACAGGAAGUUCCCGAUUUCAUUGGCAGAGGAAUCCUAACAGUCUUGCUGCUCCACUACGCCGUAGGUGUAAUAAUCGUCAUUUUGGGGAGUGUAGACAAGGUAGUAGUGGAUGUUUCACUUGUGGCCAGAUGGGGCAUCGAGCUCACCAGUGUCCACAAAAUCAGCAAAAGCCCCAACCUCAUGCUUUACCACCAACCGUACCUCUUCAGCAGAUUCAGGGGAUUAGUAGCUAUACUCCGACAGGGAGGUUAUGCGCCAUAUACACUGUAUCAGGCGGUGGAUCACAGUGGUACACUAGAGGACCAUCUCAGAACUUUGAUGUUGCUUCUAGUAGUGCUGGUUCGUCGAGUCUACCUAAUCAGCCUAGUCAAGGACGAGGUCAUCAGGGAAAUAGAGGUUAUGGAGACCGGCAGCAGGCGCAAGGCCAUGUUCAUCAUAUCACUUUGCAAGAUGCUCAGAACAAUCUUGAUUUGAUUAUGGGCAUGGAUUGGUUACAUUACAAUCAUGCCAAGUUGGACUGUUAUGAAAAGGUUGUCAUUUUCCAUCAGCUGGAUUUACCUGUGGUUACUUUUGUGGAUACUUCUAUUCGUGUGGAUGAUGUUCGGGUAGUUAGACAUUUCCCUGAUGUUUUUCCUGAUGUUUUUCCUGAUGAUUUACCUAGACUACCAUUAGACCAUGAGGUGGAAUUCACUAUAGAUUUAAUUUCAGGUACUGAUCCUAUUUCUUUAACUCCUUAUCAAAUGACUCUUGCAAAAUUGAGAGAAUUGAAAACUCAGUUACAAGAACUUGUUGAUAAGGGUUUCAUUCAACCUAGUACUUCACCAUGGGGAGCUCCAAUAUUGUUCGUGCAAAAGAAAGACAGAACUCUAAGGUCGUGUAUUGAUUAUCGACAAUUGAAUCGGGUGACGAUUAAAAACCGUUAUCAGUUACCUCGUAUUGAUGACUUGUUUGAUCAGGUUCGGGGUGCUUGUGUAUUUUCAAAGAUUGAUUUGAGAUCUGGGUAUUAUCAGUUGAAGAUUAAGUGUGAGGAUGUUUCGAAGGCAGCUUUUCGGACUCGUUAUGGUCAUUACAAGUUUCUUGUAAUGCCAUUCGGGUUAACGAAUGCUCCAGCAGCCUUUAUGGACCUGAUGAAUUGGCGAGGUGAGAUUUACCCGGAGGACGAGUGUGGUCAGGGCCACACCCUUGCUCUUGCUGAUGCAAGCCUUGUUCUUACUGCUUCUGCUCCAAGUCACUACGUGGUUGGGCCUGUGUUUCAGCCAAUUUCUUAUGUGCCUCCAGCAUUUACCAUAUUUAUCUUUGGCCAGCCUCUUCAGCUCGGUCCAGUUAUAGCAGCCCCUGCUGCUCCAGAGCAAUUCAUGUCCGCAUUUCCUGCAGCUUCAGCAACGACUCAACCUGCUGUGUAA